AUGUCAAACAAACCAAUUCUUCCCCAGACUCAGCCAAAACCAUUCUUACCAAUGGUACGUCUUACCUCUCUCCCUCCCUCCCUCCCUCCAAUAUAUGUAUACCAUCAACUAACCAGUUCACACACACAGUCUCUCAGGUAUCCCAAUGCCCCUCCUCCUCCCCUCCUCCUCCUCCACCACCUCCUAACGCACUACACCACAGCACCACCGCCCUCCUCCUCGGCGCCCUAACCGCAACCGGCGGAAUCACAGGCUACAUCCGCGCCGGCUCCAUCCCCUCCCUCGCAGCAGGCUGCUCCGUCGGAAUCCUCUACCUCCUAGGCGGCUACCGUCUACAGCAGAAGCAAACCUACGGCCUCGAACUCGCCCUCGUGGCUUCCGUCGUCCUGGCCGGCUCUUCCUACCCACGAGCCAUAAAGACAAGCUUCAAGCCCCUCCCGACGGGUCUCAGUGUUCUGGCGACUGUGGGAUUGCUGCAGUUUGGCAUGGCUUUUGUCAAUAAGCAAAAGUAA
Molecule: messenger RNA, 512 nt
Organism: Lecanosticta acicola
Lineage: Eukaryota; Fungi; Ascomycota; Dothideomycetes; Mycosphaerellales; Mycosphaerellaceae
Source: the annotation of a GenBank genome assembly